GUAGCCAGAUAUCAGUCAGAUGUGCAUAUUUCUUCAGCUCAAAAGCGAGAUGCACGAGGAGGUACGGAUGAAGUUUUAGAUCCGGAAAGUACAAAUCCAAAACCUACAAAUACUGCAUCAAUCCAUACAGACUCCACUCAUCCUUUGUCAGUGUCACCUCCUGAUCUUUCUAUUUCUAAUGAUAAUGAACAGAAGGUACAGGCUCUUUGUGAAUUCCUAGAUGAACUAAAGUGCGAAGAUGUUUCAGAUACUGAGUUAGAUUCAUUACUUCCAUCAUCUAUAAUUAAUUUUUCACCCGAAAUUAACGAAACAAGAGAUAAUUUUGAGUUAUCAAGUUAUAAUUAUACUAUUAAUUAUAAUGAUCCAAAUUCAGUGCAGUUAUAUAGCGAAGAAGCUGAAAAAUAUGACAACAUUCUUCAAAGCAAAUCAGAUGUUAUGUUCACUGUGGAUACUUUAGAGACCUUGUCGACGCAAAUCAGACAACAAAUGUCAGGUCCAGAAAAUUGGGAUGUAAACGAAUUAAGUGAUCCUAUUGAGUUUGAAGGAGAGCAUUCAGCAAAUGAAAUUGAUCAGUCUGAAAUCAAUUUGUUAGGAUCACCAAAGUUGGAUGAUAAUUUAUAUACACUGUGGCAAGAAUUGGUCGAAUCAGCUGCGCAAAAAUCAAUUUCAGUAGACAGUAAAUUAGAUGAACAAGACUAUGUUCAAUGUGUUGGAGCUUAUAUCUCUGGCAUAGGGCAUCGGGAUAUUAUCCCACUACGGAAACGUUCUAGUGGUCUCGAAUUAUUACGGAACACUGGGAUUAGUCGAACAUACUUUGGGAGUGAUUUACUUAAACAUUUAACAGUUAAUAAUUCGAAUGAAGAGUCUAAUGAGAACAACGUAUGUCAUUCAAAUGAAUUUCCAGAUACAUGGGCUAACAGCAAUUGUGAGAAUGCAUUCACUGGCUCCGGAAUUUUGGAUGUGUUAUCAAAAUUAGUCUUGCCUUUAUCACGUAAAACAGAUGGUUACUUACGUCAAAAUUUAUUAAAAACUGUCAAAUGUACAUAACCUACACUUAUAGAUGUAUAUAUAUAUGCGUCCUUGUGACUUAUGAUCUUCAAUGAAACUGUUUUCUUCUUCGUUAUUACUCCUCCUUUGUCUCACCCCUCUGCUCACAGUUUCUAUUAUGCCUUUCUUAUACUUUCUUCUCUUGCUUCGCGUGCUACACGGAGUGUGGCGACUUGAACUGUCGCAUAUUUGUGCAAAGUUUUAUGUCGAAAACAGACAGACAGAC
This is a messenger RNA of Trichobilharzia regenti, 1273 nucleotides long. Lineage: Eukaryota; Metazoa; Platyhelminthes; Trematoda; Strigeidida; Schistosomatidae. The record is from the annotation of a GenBank genome assembly.